Fonsecaea multimorphosa CBS 102226 is the source of this 516-nucleotide messenger RNA. RefSeq lists its product as uncharacterized. Bases 1 to 516 code for a protein of 171 amino acids. The transcript is spliced from 2 exons. NCBI's taxonomy places the organism in Eukaryota, Fungi, Ascomycota, Eurotiomycetes, Chaetothyriales, Herpotrichiellaceae. The record is from RefSeq and is a predicted model, not a curated record. Gene Ontology annotation, biological process: vacuolar protein processing. Gene Ontology annotation, cellular component: intracellular membrane-bounded organelle.
AUGGCCCAGAAAGCUGCCAAAUCUCUCGCCACCCGCAACACUGCCCGCCUCCGACAAACGCACCUCGUGACCCUCUCAAUCCAUAUCCUGUUCCUCUUCCUGAAAUUUACGCUUCGCCGCUCUUUGUCCUUAUGGCUUUACCUCCUUCUAAGCGCUCCGGCCUUACUCCUCGAGCUAUAUCUAGACAUCCUCGCCCGUCCGACAUAUCAUCCGAACGGCGACUUGAAGAAGGCAGGCGAGGACCUAGAUGCGAAAGGCCUGACCGAGUUCAUGUGGGACAUUCUGUACUGGACCUGGAUUAAUCUCGUCGUAGUUCUGAUCUUUGGAAAUCGCGGCUGGUGGCUCUAUUUGAUCGUUCCUGCAUAUGCUGUAUAUUGCCUUGUUGGAGCUGCGAGGGGUGUGAAGGGGAUGAUGGGAGGACUUGCCGGAGGAGGCGCAGAGGGCGAUGACAUGGCACAAAGUAAGAGACAGACAAAAAUGGAGAAAAGAGGAGGGCAAAAAGUCAAGUAUCGCUAA